Messenger RNA from Naegleria fowleri, 681 nucleotides. RefSeq lists its product as uncharacterized. The record is from RefSeq and is a predicted model, not a curated record. The transcript has a single exon. Lineage: Eukaryota; Heterolobosea; Eutetramitea; Acrasida; Naegleriidae. Bases 1 to 681 code for a protein of 226 amino acids.
AUGAGCACAACCACCGAGCGUCCAUCAUCAACUGAGUCAUCAUCAUCCGAUCAACAACCUGUAUCGCUCCACUAUGAUCAUACGUUGGACGAAGAGGAAGAACCAUUGAUGAAAACAGCUUCCAAACAACAAGUGGAUCAAUAUUUUCAAAAACACAAAAUUUCGCAAAUAAUCAAACAACGUUUAAACGAAGCCUUCAAUUUAAAUCAUCAAGAUCCUGUUGAAUACUUAUUUAGCGCAAAGAGAAUGCAUCAACAAGAACUUUUACUACAACAGCAGGAAAAAGAAUUAAAGGAAUUAACAAAGAAACAUGAUGAAGAGUUGACAGCUCUCCAACAAAGUAAAGAAGCGUCAAGAGAAGCAUUCAUUGAGCAAGAAAAGCAAUAUCUUGAACAAAUCGAACAAUUAAAAAAGGAACGAAAGGAGUUGGAAGAUAAAAUUCAGCAACAUGAGCAAAAAAAGAAAUUUGCGGAUGAAAAUAGGAAAUAUAAUAUUGAGCUUUUAAAAGAGAGAAAUGCCUCUUUGCGAAAGGAAAAUGCAACUUUGAAGGAAACAAAUCAACAACAUGAAAAAGAGUUAAAACAAAGAGAAAAACAAAUCAGAAAAAUCAUCAAACCAAGCCAUGUCUCAAGCGAUUCGAUAUCUUCCUUAGCCUCAGCCUCAACACCAACGCAAGAAUAA